Molecule: messenger RNA, 648 nt
Organism: Marchantia polymorpha subsp. ruderalis
Lineage: Eukaryota; Viridiplantae; Streptophyta; Marchantiopsida; Marchantiales; Marchantiaceae
Source: the annotation of a GenBank genome assembly
AUGGGUCGUUUACUACACUCUUCAUUCGCUCUGCUAGUUUUCAUUGUAGUUGCUCUGACCCUGCAGUCCGUGCAGGCCUCUGAUCCAGAACUCACGAAGGAUUUCCAGGUCCCAGCAGGAAUCAAUGCAGCCGAUAUCGAUGGAACGUUCUUCACCAGCGAGGCCUUGAGGAACGUCACGCCCAACGUGGCUUCACCUUUUGCAACUGUCACCACAGCUAAUCUGGUUGCUCCAGCAAAGACUCCAUUUCUCGCAGUCGAUGGACUCGGUGUUUCCAUGGCUUUGCUUCAGUUUCCACCUGGCACCGUGAACCCGCCCCACACUCACCCUCGUGGAACGGAACUUUUGUUCAUUAUCGAAGGCACUCUGGACGUGGGUUUGGUCGAUACCACGAACAAACUUUUCACCAACACUCUCUACAAGGGCGACAUCUUCGCUUUUCCCAAAGGCCUCGUUCAUUUCCAGAUCAACAACGACAAGUACAAGACCGUGACGGCACUUGGCGGAUUCAGCAGCUCCAACGCAGGGCUGGUCCGUCUGCCGAAUACUCUGUUCAAUACAUCCACGCCAAUCUCUGAUAAGGUGCUCCAGAUUUCUUUUGGCAUAUCUGGUGAUGUAGUCAAGGCAUUGAGAGCUCAAUUCGCCUGA